AUGGCCACAAAGCUCGGAAUAAUAUCUAAAAGACAAGGCGCCAAAAUCCACGAGAGCAAGACAAUGAGACGAACGAAUUUACCUGAACAUCGAGUCAAUAUCGUAUCGAAUGUCGCGGGCACACUCGAGAUGACAAUGCUAUUUGAAAAAAUCUUUUGUGAUCCGAUGCAGGUAAAAUUUACUCCGAGACAAACAAUAGUUUGCAUCGGCACCAAUGGCCGUAUGUCGGUGCCUUCGAAUCGCGACACCCACUAUAGAAACUUACGCGAUCGCUUCACGAACUGUACGUACGUCGACGGAAAUCUAGAACUGACAUGGCUUGAAAACGAGACAAUGGACUUGUCGUUUCUGCAACACAUUAGAGAAGUAACUGGCUACGUACUCAUAUCGUACGUAAAGGUGUCGCAAAUAAUUCUACCGCAGUUGCAAAUAAUUCGCGGUCGUACCUUGUUUAAAUUGAAGGUCAGAGAAGAGGAAUUCGCACUCCUGGUAACCAUGUCAUCAGCAUUUACUCUCGAACUCCCCGCGUUGCGCGAUGUCCUCAGGGGUAGUGUCGGCAUUUACAACAAUUAUAAUCUGUGUCACGUUAAGACUAUAAACUGGGACGAAAUAAUAACAGGUGUAAAUGCGACGUAUGUGUUCUUCUAUUCUUUUAAUGUACCUGAAAGAGAAUGUCCGCCGUGUCAUAAAAGCUGCGAAGCUGGUUGUUGGGGCGACGGUCCUCAUAACUGUCAAAAGUUUUCGAAAACUAACUGUAGUCCUCAAUGUGCUCAAGGACGUUGCUUUGGACCAAACCCUCGAGAUUGUUGCAAUACAUUCUGCGCUGGAGGUUGCACGGGUCCGUUGCCGAGCCAGUGUCUCGCCUGUCGCAAUUUUUACGACGAAGGAACGUGUUCACAAGAAUGUCCGUCGAUGCAAAAAUAUAAUCCUACCACUUACUCUUGGGAGCCAAAUCCAAAUGGAAAGUUUGCUUAUGGGGCCACUUGCGUCCGGAAUUGCCCUGAACACCUUCUAAAAGAUAAUGGAGCAUGUGUGAGGAGUUGUCCUCCUAACAAAACAGCAGUGAAUGGAGAAUGUAUACCUUGCAACGUCACAUGCCCGAAGACUUGCCGCGCUGAAAAACCUAUUCACUCUGGGAAUAUCAACAGUUUCAAGGACUGUACAAUCAUUGACGGUUCUAUAGAAAUAUUGGAGAUGACUUUUACAGGCUUUCAACAAAUUAACCCAGAUUAUUCUUUUGGAGACCGUUACGAUAAAAUGGAACCAAGCGCCCUAGAAGUUUUCAGCACAGUGCGCGAGGUUACUGGUUACUUGAACGUCCAAGCUCACCAUCCUAAUUUCACUACUCUAUCUUACUUCAGAAAUUUGGAAGUGAUUGGAGGGAGGCAAGUGGUCGAAAACUUAUUCGCUUCUCUGUAUAUCGUAAAGACUUCUUUAAAAUCACUGGGACUUAAAGCUCUGAAAAGGGUAAAUUCAGGAGCGAUAGCGAUCAUGGAGAAUCGGCAACUUUGCUUUGCUGAAAAAAUUAAUUGGAAUAAACUGGUAAAAUCUAAAGACCAUAAGCAAAUAAUACAGAAAAAUAGCGACGCAAUAAAUUGCGAAAAAGCGAAUUUGGUGUGUGACCCCGAAUGUUCAUCUGAUGGCUGCUGGGGCCCAGGACCUGAUCAAUGCCUUUAUUGUGAAAACUAUAAAUUUGGAGAAACUUGCAUACAAAAUUGCACCGUGCUUCCAGGAUUAUACAAGGCGGGUACGAAAACAUGUAAGCAAUGCCACGCGGAGUGCCUGGACGGAUGUACUGGACCAAGCAGAGCUAAUUGUACGAAGUGUAGGCAUGUAAAAGAUGGGCCGUACUGUGUCGCUCAAUGCCCAGAGACACGAUACGUAACCGAAAAUGGAACGUGUGAAUCUUGCCAUCAGAAUUGCUUAAAUGGAUGCACGGGACCGGCCAACACUGUGGGGGAAGGAGCAUGUAACUCAUGCAAGAAAGCAAUUAUUAGCGUUGAGGCAACAGUCGAAAGCUGUCUAAAAGAAAACGAACCUUGCCCUGAUGGGUAUUAUAACGAAUGGGUAGGAAAUGUUAAACCUUUAGAGGGAAAGGUAAAAGUAGUGUGCAGAAAAUGUCACCCAUUAUGUUAUAAAUGCACUGGCUUUGGAAUUCACGAACAUGUGUGUCAAGUAUGCAAUGGGUUCAAACGAGGUGAUCAAUGCGAAGAUGAGUGUCCCUCAGACCACUUUACAGAUACUACAAAUCGGUUGUGCACACCGUGUCAUCAAGAGUGCAAAGGAUGUAAAGGACCUUCAUCCACGGAUUGUAUCAAAUGCCAUAACUUAAAGGUAUACCUUGGUGAUUCCAAUUCACAGUAUUUCAAUUGUACCGCGACUUGCCCCGCUGACACACCACACAAGAUUUACUUCGACGAACUUCUCCAAAACCCUAUUGACGAACCCUAUUGUUCUGCAUCAGCAAGUGGUCUUCCUAGUAUGUCAACCGCAAAAAUACCAACAGUACUUGUGGUGAUACUUGUAUUGGCGUGUAUUCUGCUCGUCAUUCUUGCUAUUAUUGGAUACACGUGCAGACAAAAGGCAAAAGCUAAAAAGGAAGCUGUAAAAAUGACGAUGGUACUUACUGGUUGCGAGGAUAAUGAGCCGUUAAGACCGACUAAUGUGAAACCAAAUCUAGCGAAAUUAAGAAUUGUCAAAGAAGCUGAACUUCGUAGAGGAGGAAUGCUAGGUUUUGGUGCCUUUGGUAAAGUUUAUAAAGGAGUUUGGGUUCCCGAAGGAGAAAAUGUAAAAAUUCCCGUAGCUAUUAAGGUUUUGAAGGAAGGAACAGGGGCGAACACUAGUAAGGAGUUUUUAGAGGAGGCGUACAUAAUGGCUAGCGUAGAACAUCCCAAUUUAUUACAAUUGCUGGCUGUCUGCAUGACAAACCAGAUGAUGUUGAUUACACAAUUAAUGCCCCUUGGUUGCUUACUAGAUUAUGUAAGAACAUACAAGGAAAAAAUUGGAUCGAAAGCUUUUCUCAAUUGGUGCACUCAGAUAGCAAGAGGCAUGGCCUAUUUAGAAGAGAAACGUUUAGUGCAUAGGGAUUUAGCUGCUAGAAACGUUUUAGUACAAACGCCAAACUGUGUUAAGAUUACCGACUUCGGUCUGGCUAAGUUACUUGACAUUAACGAAGAUGAGUAUAAAGCAGCUGGGGGUAAGAUGCCAAUAAAAUGGCUAGCAUUGGAAUGUGUACAACACAGAAUAUUUACCCACAAAAGUGACGUAUGGGCGUUUGGUGUAACUAUAUGGGAAAUUUUAAGCUACGGCGCGAGACCAUAUGCAAACAUCUCAGCUAGAAAUGUUCCAGAAUUGAUAGAGAAUGGUCUUAAAUUGCCACAGCCUAGCAUUUGUACGCUGGAUAUUUACUGCAUUAUGGUAUCAUGUUGGAUGCUCGAUGCUGACAGUCGUCCAACGUUUAAACAGCUCGCUGACACUUUUGCUGACAUGGCACGUGAUCCUGGACGCUACCUGGUCAUUCCCGGAGACAAAUUCAUGCGACUCCCAUCUUAUUCCACUCAGGAUGAAAAGGAAUUGAUCAGAACACUUUCUUCGGCCAUGGAUGGUCCCGAACCUUUAGUUGAAGCGGAUGAAUAUUUACAACCGAAGUUCAAGUCGACACCCGGAACAAAUACAACAAAUACUACAGCCACAAUAGAAGCGCAGUCAAGCAAGCCCUGCGCUUCUGCCACCUGGGUGAACAACAUCACUGGACAAGAAGGGGCUAUAAUCGAUACGUCCAACCGAUCCGAAGCCUGGGACCGAGACCUGCUGAGGUACAAUAGCGCAGGAAGUCCCGAUGGAACCGAACUACGGCAUUACUACAACAACGGAGUUUGCGCCUCCGAUAGUUCGAGUUCUAGAUAUUGCAGCGACCCGAUGAAUCACAGACCGGACUGCUUGGAAACAAAAUUCGACAGCAUGUCGAAGGUCAAGGAGGCCCAAGUGGGAAAUUUAAAAUUAAAUCUACCACUAGACGAAGACGAUUACCUCAUGCCGUCACCCCAACCCGCCCAAAACGCGUCAGCUUACAUGGAUUUGAUAGGCGAAAAUGGGGAAGACGGCGAGGCUAAGGACAUCCGUUAUAGUGAUUUCGUCGCAACUAAAAGAUGCAUCGACAACCCCGAGUAUCUAAUGUCAGACCAGAACGUACCCGCGCAGACGAUUGGUAUCCCAACGGAGCCGGUGGCGCUGGAGUCGGCGAACACCAGUGAGGCCAGUGCGGAGCCCUCGUCGCUGCCGGGUUCAAGCAAGUUCCUACCUCAGCGCUCAGUAGAGGAGGAGUCCAUGUCCGACCACGAGUACUACAACGAUCUACAACGGGAGCUACAGCCACUGCGUCGGAAUGAGACGACUGUAUGACCAGCGAUACGCGGCUCCUCCGGAGUCUGCCUGGUCACUAUAUGUAGAAGAAGCGGGUGCCCCUACUGUGCCAUUUACGCGAUGGCUAACGAUAGCUUGUUGUAAAAGCAUUUUAACAAAAGAAUUAUCGUAGUUAACAAGUUUGUUAUUCAUUCUACUUAAUUAUUGUAUAAAUGUUACAAAGUAUAAUUUGUAUAAAAAAUAUUUCCCCGAGUUGCUUGCAACGAGAAGCACCUCACGAAGUAUAAGUUAUUUAUUACUUUAGUUUAAGAAAGGCUAUGUUUAUGUUUUCCGACGUUAUAAUUAUAAGAAAAUGUUAUUUUAAUUUUAUAACUGUGAUAAUUAGAUUAAUUACAUUACAAUAUUACACAAUCAAAUUUUUAUUUCGCUCAAAGGAAUUAUAAAAAUGUGUUGGACGACAUUGUCAUUGUUAUUAAGGUAUCUAUUUGUUUAUGCAUUUCAUAUGUAAUAUUUAGUAGGUGUUUGUGAUGUAUACGUAAAAUGGUGACGAUCUGAUAAACCUUCGCUAUCUUCACUUCUACCCUCUACACGGUGUCUACUAUCUAAACAAACUUUGUCUUUACUGUAGUGAAACUAACCCGGCCAUUAAAAUUUUAAUGAUAUACCUAUUAAUUUAGAUGUUAACACAUUUAGUUUUGUGAUCUUGCCAAUAUUGGGACCAUUUUUAUUAGUAAUUACGGUGUCUUGCCUACAUUCCGAUAUUUUUGUAAUCUAACUUUUCGAUCAUCUAUUAUUAUAUUAUACCUAUUUUUAAUCCUCGUAGCGAUGUUCGAGACAGAACUUAUAUAAUUCCAUGUAACUAAACAUAUAAGUCAGUUAUCGUUGUAUAAUCGCCGAUUCAACGGUGUAUUGCGGUGUAAGCAAAUAGAACACUGCCUCUAGCACAAUAAUCUUAAGCUCAAAGUAAAUCUAAUGCAAUCGUCGUUACGUAUUUCAUAGUUAAAUAAGUUUUAUUUAAUAUUCGACCAAACCCUCGUUUGCCAUGUAUAAUGUAAAUAUUAUUUCAUUGAGUUAUUGUAAAUUGAAUAGAUUAAAAUAUGAACUUUAUCACACACGUGCGAAGCUGCAUGUGUUGCGAGUCAUUGUUAUAAUAUUAAUGUAAAUACAAAUAUAGAAAAGAUUAUAUCGGAGCUGAAGAGCUGUUUACUAUGUGUGCCAUUUUGUUUUAAAUAUUUUAUCAAUUAAAUCCGCCCUUAUGACAUGACUCGUUUGUCAAACGAAAAAGUACUUAGGUACCUACGAAAUGUUGAAAUUUUAACAUUUAUUGUCGUUCAUUGGAAUGUUUUAUCAUUUUUAAUUACAAUAAAAUAAAAUUGUAGUGAUAGUCAAGCGUGAAUAAAUGUCUAUUAAAUAAACAAAUAAAUGUGAAAAUAGAUUGUGUACGCAUUUCCAUGUUCAAAAUUCGAUGUUAACCCUAAAAUGUCUUUUAUAAACGUUUUAAGCGUAUUGUAACUAAAAUCAUUAUUGUCAUCUCUUUAAAUAAAAAUUAAAUUUCUGUAACAAAAAUGUUGUAGAUAAAAUACCCUUUAUAAAUAAAAUAAAAUAAAUUGGUGUUAAAAUAUACGUUAAAGUAUAUAUGAAUAUUAUUAUAUAUGUAUACAAAUAAAACUGCAAAUUCGACAGCUUGAUGAUUUGACAGAAACGACGAAAUGGCCGCUGGACACGAUUUUGCAGUUAAAACAUACAUAUCUGUAAAAGUUAUUGAUUUCUAUGAUAAAUAUAUUACGUGCGAUGUACUUCAAUCAAAUUUUAAAAUUACUGUUAUAUGGCUAACAUAUUAUUCUGUAUGUGUAGAUAAAUGUGAUUGAUGACUUAUGGGUACAUGUACCUUAAUAAAUUAAUUCAAUUGCAAA
This is a messenger RNA of Melitaea cinxia (Glanville fritillary), 6275 nucleotides long. RefSeq names its product epidermal growth factor receptor (gene Egfr). The transcript has 5 exons. The record is from RefSeq and is a predicted model, not a curated record. Lineage: Eukaryota; Metazoa; Arthropoda; Insecta; Lepidoptera; Nymphalidae. Gene Ontology annotation, molecular function: transmembrane receptor protein tyrosine kinase activity; ATP binding. Gene Ontology annotation, biological process: positive regulation of kinase activity; multicellular organism development; protein phosphorylation. The coding region runs from base 1 to 4401 and encodes 1466 amino acids. Gene Ontology annotation, cellular component: basal plasma membrane; signaling receptor complex.